Molecule: messenger RNA, 594 nt
Organism: Fraxinus pennsylvanica
Lineage: Eukaryota; Viridiplantae; Streptophyta; Magnoliopsida; Lamiales; Oleaceae
Source: the annotation of a GenBank genome assembly
AUGGCGUCGAUCUUCCGAGACCGGUCACUCGGACUCGGCCAUUCUAAAAGAAAUUCCUUUUAUUCCACCGCCACCGCCACCUCCACCAACUUGUCGCCGUCCUCCGCCACCCCCAGCUUCGCCGCAACCACAACUUCCUUCUCAGAAGCACUCCCCUGCCCCUUCGGGGACGUUACUCUCUCCGCCACCGACCUACGCGCUUCCGCUUAUGAGAUCUUCCUGGCAUCCACCCGCUCAUCCUCUUCCAAACCCCUCACCUACACUUCCAACAGCCUGAGCAACAAUAACAGUAUUAGUAGCAACGAUGGUAAUUCCUCGUUGAGUAAUGGUAAUAAUUCCAGUAAUUCGUCUUCGUCAUUGCAGAGGUCGUUGACAUCGACAGCGGCAUCGAAGAUGAAAAAGGCGUUGGGGCUGAGAUCCAGCUCGAAGCGGGGAUCUGAUGGCGGCAGUCCGCAAAGUUCCGGUUCGGGAGGGAAAAUUAAGAAGCCAGUGACUAUAGGGGAGCUAAUGAGAGUGCAGAUGCGGGUUUCUGACGCCAUGGAUUCGAGGAUUCGAAGAGGUUUAUUGAGGAUUUCUGCUGGACAGGUGGACUAA